AUCCCUGAAAAAUCAUGAAACAAGAAAUUGGAGGAAUAAUGGAAAAUAUGUAGUAGCUGUUGGUGUUGUUCUAUGCAUUCCUGUUAAUUCUUUUUCUGAUCUAUAGCACGUCAGCCAUUUGACAUAUAACAAUGAUGUCUAGCAUAUAAAAGUGAUCGUCGGUGUCGGUGGUGUGACCGAAGAUGCAACAUGUACCGUCGGUGUCAGUGGAUGAUUUGAUGUUGAUCAGCCCAACUUAGGUUUGGACCUACCUUCAUGGAAUUCACGAACAUGCCUUAGAGCUCUGAUAGGGUGUUGUCCUUGAGGUGUCAUUCCCGACAUAGGUUCGAACCUCACGCCCCUUUUUCCCUAAUCAAUUCCAAGAAAUAGCAUCAUUGCGUCGGACGGUCCCACAUCAAGAUCCUACGACGUCUCGUUCUCUCGGUUUGGAAGCUGCAGCGAUGCGACACGCGCCCGGCAGCUCCUCCCGCGGUCGGUCAACGAGUCGGACCGCCAACAAAAUCUGUCCUUCAAUUGUGUGGUCCCAGAAUCCAACCAUAAAUGUCAAACUGGCUACGAGAUAGAUUCGGAGAAUCUCCCGCGCUCGACGAGAGAUUCUGGAUCCCCUGGGCGGGUAUAAGAAUCCGUCAAAACUCCUUUGCCUCGUUUGGUCUUCGACAGCAGCCACAUGUUUUGGGGAAACAGCUAUUCUAUCUCCAAUAUACGCAACCCCGUCGCAAGGAGGAACGCAAGAGGAACUGGAAAGAGAGAGGAAGGCAAGAGGAGGAGGAGCACAGAUCUUAGUUGCGUCCCUCUCUCCAUCUCUUUGCAGGUUGUCUGAGCUUCGGGUCCCAUGAGCGAGCCGGAACGCAAUGACCUGCAGCAGAGCAAGGAGAAGGCCAUCGACGACUGGCUUCCCAUCACCUCGAACCGGAGCGCCAAGUGGUGGUACUCUGCCUUCCACAAUGUCACGGCCAUGGUCGGCGCCGGCGUCCUCAGCUUGCCCUACGCCAUGGCAGAACUCGGAUGGGGGCCUGGCGUGGCGGUGCUCGUCUUGUCGUGGAUCAUCACCUUGUACACCCUAUGGCAGAUGGUGGAGAUGCACGAGAUGGUCCCUGGCAAGCGAUUCGACCGCUACCACGAGCUGGGACAGCAUGUGUUUGGAGAAAAGCUCGGGCUCUGGAUCAUCGUCCCGCAGCAGCUGAUCGUGGAGGUCGGCACCGACAUCGUGUACAUGGUCACCGGUGGCAGGUCCAUCAAGAAGUUCCACGACACCAUCUGCCCCGACUGCAAGAACAUCAAGCUUUCUUACUUCAUCAUGAUCUUCGCCUCCGUGCAGUUUGUUCUCUCUCAGCUUCCCGACUUCAACUCCAUCUCAGGCGUCUCCUUGGCCGCGGCUGUCAUGUCCCUCAGCUACUCUACCAUUGCCUGGGUUGCAUCCGUGGAGAAAGGCCAACCAGAUGUUGAUUACAGCUACAAGGCUUCAACCACAACAGGAGUUGUCUUCAACUUCCUCAGUGCGCUGGGAGAUGUUGCCUUUGCAUAUGCAGGGCACAAUGUGGUGCUGGAAAUCCAAGCAACCAUACCUUCCACUCCUGAGAAGCCUUCGAAGAAACCAAUGUGGAGGGGUGUGGUUGUUGCUUACCUUGUUGUUGCUAUUUGCUACUUCCCUGUUGCUCUAAUUGGAUACUGGGCCUUUGGCAAUGUUGUUGAUGACAACAUUCUCAUCACCCUUGAGAAGCCAAGGUGGUUGAUUGCAACGGCCAAUAUAUUCGUCGUGAUCCAUGUCAUCGGAAGUUAUCAGAUCUAUGCCAUGCCUGUGUUUGACAUGAUAGAAACAGUGCUUGUCAAGAAAUUCCACCUUCCGCCAGGUCUUACUCUUCGCUUAGUUGCAAGAAGUGCUUAUGUUGCAUUUACAAUGUUCGUGGGCAUAGCCGUCCCUUUCUUUGGGGGUUUGCUUGGGUUUCUCGGAGGCUUUGCAUUUGCACCAACAACUUAUUUUCUCCCCUGCAUCAUGUGGCUAGCUAUCUACAAGCCAAAGAAGUUCAGCUUGUCUUGGAUCACAAACUGGGUAAGUCAGCUCUUCUCAAGAUCUAACUUCUCAGAUUAGUCAGCAGCUAAUUUUGUCGUCUUGAUGAUCUUUAGAUCUGCAUUAUACUGGGGGUUCUACUGAUGAUCUUAUCACCUAUUGGAGGAAUGAGGACGAUCAUAUUAAGUGCAAAGGACUACGCGUUUUUCUCAUGACCUUGCCAAUCAACUAUGUAGAUGGCAACAAGAUUAGCCUGACAUGCUUGAUUCAUUGUAUUGCCAAAACGGUGCUCAUUAGAUAUGAACAAAAUGUCAUCAACUACAGAUACUGUAGUUAGGCUGUCUUUGAAAACACAUUUGCAUUCUUAAU
Molecule: messenger RNA, 2377 nt
Organism: Musa acuminata AAA Group (dessert banana)
Lineage: Eukaryota; Viridiplantae; Streptophyta; Magnoliopsida; Zingiberales; Musaceae
Product: lysine histidine transporter 1
Exons: 6
Coding region: 833-2089 (418 amino acids)
Biological process (GO): amino acid transmembrane transport
Cellular component (GO): membrane
Molecular function (GO): amino acid transmembrane transporter activity
Source: RefSeq, a predicted model, not a curated record